This is a messenger RNA of Carassius auratus (goldfish), 1008 nucleotides long. RefSeq names its product dihydropyrimidine dehydrogenase [NADP(+)]-like. Gene Ontology annotation, cellular component: cytosol. Lineage: Eukaryota; Metazoa; Chordata; Actinopteri; Cypriniformes; Cyprinidae. The transcript has 4 exons. Bases 181 to 546 code for a protein of 121 amino acids. The record is from RefSeq and is a predicted model, not a curated record. Gene Ontology annotation, biological process: thymine catabolic process; uracil catabolic process. Gene Ontology annotation, molecular function: uracil binding; dihydropyrimidine dehydrogenase (NADP+) activity; NADP binding.
UGCACCGAUCUGAAAGCCCUGCCUUGAGGAGCUCCAGGAUUGGGACGGCUUGUCGCCACCAGCGGCCCGCCAUCAGAAAGGAAAGCCUGUGGCCAGACUAGAGGAAGUCAAAGGAAGGUUUUGGCCUGUACCUGCAGGAAAAGAAGGAAGCGAUUGCAACUACAGAAAGAAACUGAGAGAAUGUACACCAAAAGGAGAGUUUACUCUCCCAAGGGACCUGUGCCAAGAGUUAAAAAUGUGAUAGCCGAAGAUCUGCAACACAUCGGCGCCUAUCAAGAGCUCAACACUGAGGAGCAAGUGCAAGCUUUCAUCGAUCCGAAGAUGUGCGUUAACUGCGGGAAGUGUUACAUGACCUGUAACGACGCUGGAUACCAGGCCAUUGUGUCUGACCCCGAGACUCAUCUCCCCAUGAUUCAGGACAGCUGCAGCGACUGUACUCUGUGCCUCAGCGUCUGCCCCAUCAUCGACUGCAUCAAGAUGGUUACCAGGACAACCCCUUAUGUGCCAAAGCAAGGCCUCCUUCAAGCCGUGGAGCCCGUGUGCUGACAGAAAACCCCAGACAAAACAAAAAGUCUAUAUCACAGCACUGAAUUUACUCUGUAAUUGCAGUGUGAAGAAUUAACUUUGUUGUGGGGUGGGGGGGGGGCAAAUAAUUAGAUUGAAAAAAAAAUAAUUGCCUUAUUUUCAGGAGCCAAUUAUCCAGAAAUAAUCUUAGGGGGUGUUAUUUUGAAACAAUAGCGAGGCGAUCUGUCGAGGUGAAGUUUCUGCCUCUCAUUCUCUGAGGGCUGAUGGAAAUGAAUCUGGCUGUUUAUGCAGAUGUGGGAAGACCACGCGUAUCCUUUAACAAGAGCCACAAUGAUGGAUCGUCCACUACAUCCAGAACAGAAUGCAAUCACAUAUACAAGAGCUGCUGAUGGGAAAUGAGGAAAUGAAUGGAUUUUAAUUGAAUGGUGGAUGGUUGGGCUCCGAAUCACACUCGAUGUUGUUUUCCAUAACGCAUGAUGAUUA